Molecule: messenger RNA, 1897 nt
Organism: Sceloporus undulatus (fence lizard)
Lineage: Eukaryota; Metazoa; Chordata; Lepidosauria; Squamata; Phrynosomatidae
Gene: CD40LG
Product: CD40 ligand
Biological process (GO): immune response
Cellular component (GO): membrane
Molecular function (GO): tumor necrosis factor receptor binding
Source: RefSeq, a predicted model, not a curated record
AUGACUUUGUUUCCCCAGGAAGUUGUGGGCAGGCAUAAUGCAUUGCCGUUCUCUUGCGCAGGGAGUAAGAGCCAAAGGCGGCAUUCAUGCUUCUCACACACCCAGGACACAAGACACAUGGAGUCUGGCGAGGCUUAUUCCCCAACCAGCCCCAGGACGUCUGGCUCAACGGUCACCAUGAAGACCGUCCUCAGCCUGAUCGCCACCUUCGUGAUAGCACAGCUUGUCGGGUCGGCCCUGUUUGGCUUGUAUCUUCACAUGAAGCUGGACAAGGUGGGAGAGGAAAUGAGUUUAGGAGAAGAUGUUCUGUUUCUCCGAAGACUGCAGAAGUGUCGGAAGCCGCAAGAAGGUGACGCAACCCUCCUGGAUUGUGCAAAGGUUUUAAAAAGCUUCCAGGAUCUACAAAGUCUGACAAGCAAGGUUCCCCAAGAGAGCUCUGUUGCCAUGCAAAAAGGUGACAAGAAGCCAUCAGCAACCAUUCACCUGGCAGGCUCAAAGGACAACAACAAAAUUUUGCAGUGGAAGAAGACCAUCUAUGCCCCAACGGAUGACACAUUUUCCUACCAAGCUGGAAAACUCACAGUUGCCAGAGGAGGACGAUAUUAUAUCUACUCCCAAGUUGCCUUUUGCACCAACCCAGAGCCCCACGUGCCAUUCAGCGUCUACAUGUACCUUAACCUGCCCUCCGAGUUUGAUAAGCUUCUCUUGAAAGGAGUGGGAACUCACAGCGGAGCGGAUGAUCUUUGCGGCCUUCAGUCAAUUCAUCUUGGGAGAGCCGUCGAACUCCAGCCGGGCCACACUAUCUUCGUAAACGUGACGGACUCUUCCAGAGUGAACUAUGACAACGGGAACACAUACUUUGGCAUGUUUGAGCUCUCUUAGGAGAAGCCAAGGUGCCGAGCUUUGUUGAACAAAGCCAUUCCCCCAUUCCCAAUUCCAAAUCAUAUUUAUAACCCACGCCAUUCUUCUUUGAUUUCUUCAAGAUGUUGUGUAUUUUAUUUUAUUUAUUAUUGAGAGGUGCCAUGUUGAUCCAGGGAGCUCAAAUGUAAUGCCGCUAACCCUGGCCACAAAAUGUGUGUGAUGUUGGUGUCGACAGUUGUGUAACGCUUUGCCCAGGUUGACAUGCCCUCUUCCUAAGCUGCUUGGGUGCUGGCACACCAAGUCUUAGGGCUGCUCUGCCUAUUGCUUCUUUCAGGCAAUACAAAUCUAAAUGCAGCUUAUAUUUCAAAGGUGCAACACAGCCAGAAUUGUGUUGGUGAUAUAUGCCUGUGUCACACAAGUAUAUGGGUUUUUUUGGACAUUGGAAAGGGAGAUUAAGUCCUUCCUUGUGCAAUAUCUGCCCACUGUAAGGCAUCUUCCAUGUACCCAGUGCCUAGUGACGAAGCAAGUGUAGGCCAUUUUGGGUGACUUUGAGGAUCCCAGAGGUCCUCCAUGUUACCCUGCUGGCAACCAGAGGUGGCAGGUGGCUACCAAGUCUGUGUGAGUGGUGAACAGGUCUUAAAGCAGAGGAUCUCAGCCUUUGAUCCUUCAGCUGUUUGGGACCUCAGCACCCAGAAGUCUUUGCCAGCAUGGCCAAUGAUGACGGAAUCUGGGAGAUGAAGUCAAAAACAUCUGGAGGACCAGAGGUUGAGAACCACUGUCUUAAAGGAACCUGAACAUGAUAUGAUGGUUUUAAUUCAACAUUUUUGAUCAAAACUUUUUAAAGGAGUCUGUUUUUUGCUCUUUGAAAUAAACUGCCUGAAAAGUUGGGAUAAUAGGUGCAUUAUGUAAUCAAUUUUAUCAGUUUUUGAAGAUGACCUAUGUGAAAUGAUCAAUAAUUAUAAUCGAUAUGACUAUCCACCUUUGGGAAUGUUUCAUGUUGGAGUUUAAGGCUGGUGAAAUAAAGUGCAUUCUCCUA